AUGCCUUCCAUAGACUCGCGCAGACAUCUUCGCAUAGGAGUCGAUGUCGGCGGCACAAACACGGACGGCGUCAUUUUAAACCCCCUCCAAGCAUCGUCUCCAGGUAAAGGAAUCCUGGCAUGGCACAAAUCCCCCACGACUAUAAAUCCGAGCGUUGGUAUCGCCGAUGCCAUCACUGCCAUGUUCAAAUCCGCUGCUAUUCACCCAUCCGAGGUUGAAAGCGUGACUAUCGGAACGACUCACUUUGUCAAUGCUGUCGUUGAGAGAGACGCUGCUCGGCUGUCUACCGUGGCUGUUAUCCGACUCUGCGGGCCUUUCUCCAAGCAUGCUCCUCCUUGCGUGGAUUGGCCAGAUGACAUGAGGCAGAUGAUUUUGGGGCAUUACGCACUUUUGAAGGGCGGCUUGGAAGUAGACGGCAAUCUCAUUUCGGACAUUGACGAGCGAGAGAUUAAACAGCAGUGCGAUAUUAUUCACGAAAAGGGCAUUAAGAGUAUUGUUGUCAAUGGGGUCUUCAGCCCGAUUGACACCAUAGAAAGACAGGAAGAGCGAGCUGCGGCCAUUAUCAAGGCGAACUUGCCCGGCUGUGAUGUUCUUUGCUCCAAGGAAAUUGCCAACCUAGGAUUUUUGGAGCGCGAAAAUGCAGCCAUUCUGAAUGCUUCCAUCCUUUCUUUUGCUAGAAAGACCAUCAGAUCUUUCCAAGCACCGAUUAAGCGCCUCGGCUUGCACUGCCCCGUCUUCAUCACCCAAAAUGAUGGGACGGUCUUAUCAGGAGACAUGGCAGCGAGGCUACCCAUCAGGACUUUUUCAAGCGGUCCAACGAAUAGCAUGAGAGGCGCGGCGUUUCUUGCCCAAGGCCAAGUAUCCGAAGCAGUCAUGGUCGUUGACAUUGGAGGCACGACUACAGACGUCGGCCUGCUUCAUGCCAACGGCUUUCCCCGGCAGCAAGCUGCAUACAGUGACCUUGCUGGCAUCAGAAUGAACUUUUCCUGCCCAGAUAUCAAGAGCAUUGGACUCGGGGGAGGUUCCAUCGUCAGAACUGGCAAUGGCUUGACUGUCGGUCCGGAUAGCGUUGGCCAUAAGCUCCAACAAGAGUCUGUUGUUUUUGGUGGCACCAUCACCACCACUACAGAUUGCAUAGUGCAAGCGAAUCCUGGUUUGAAGAUAGGCGAUGCCGAUCUUGUCAAAGAUUUGUUUACUGUCGAGCAGCUUGAGCUGUUCAGAAGCGCAGUCAAGAACAAGAUUGAAAAAGCCAUUGACAAGAUGAAAACAUCUCCCGAGGAUAUUCCUGUUCUUCUUGUUGGUGGCGGAGCUAUACUGUCGCCAAACGAGCUCAAAGGAGCAAGCCGAGUGCUUAAGCCAGAAUGGGCACAGGUUGCAAACGCAAUCGGCGCAGCCAUGGCAAGAGUCAGUGCAGUUGUAGAUACCGUCAAAUCCACAGAGUCAAAGACUACUGCUCAGUUGCUGGAAGAGAUUAGCAAGGAGGCGAUUGCAAAGACGAUAUCUGCCGGGGCAUCGCCUACGACUGUGGAAGUAGUCGAAAAGGAAACUCUACCAUUACAAUACAUUGCUCAUAAGACGAGAUUCAUUGUUCGCGCUGCUGGCGAUUUUGAUCUUGGAAAAACUGAAGUCAACCUUACCCCUGAAACGGAGAACGAAGAAGAAAACAUUGAUGACAUGAGCCAGUAUGAGAAACUGGCAAGGCCGCCGGAACCUUCAUCCAAAGAGCCGCAAGAUAAAGAAUUGGAUAUCCUCAGCUAUAAACCAACUGUGAAGAAUCGCGUUUGGUACAUUUCGGAAACAGAUGCCGAUUGGAUCGCGACAGGCUGUUAUAUCCUCGGCACCGGCGGUGGAGGGUCCCCCUAUUCUCAUCUAGUACGCUUAAAACAAGAGCUUCGCAAAGGAGCGGUCGUGAGAGUUGUGAAUCCUCACGAUCUUGCUGACAAUGAUCAAGUUGGCUGUGGAGGCGGCGUGGGUAGUCCAACAGUUGGUAUCGAGAAACUUCCCGCCGAUGAGCUGCUAGAAGCCCAAGAAGAGGUGUUUAAGAUGUGUUCUCAGCCCGCCACUCAUAUGAUUUCCAUCGAAAUUGGUGGUGGAAAUGGCCUCCAGGCGAUGAUAUUGGGGGCUAGCACGAACAUGAACCUGCCAGCCGUUGACGGAGAUUGGAUGGGGCGGGCAUAUCCAACAAAGUGGCAGACGACGCCCAUUGUUUUCAACGAACGAUCUCCCAUCUGGUCCCCCAUCGCCAUGUCCGAUGGAAAUGGCAAUGUUGUCGUCAUGCCGAAAGCAACGUCUGACCUGGCUGUUGAACGCAUCUUGCGAGCAGCUCUCACCCAAAUGGGGUCCCAUACGGGAGCUGCCGAGUCUCCAGUAACCGGAGCAGAGACGAAGCGAUGGGUUGUAGAGCACACUAUAUCACAGGCCUGGAGAAUCGGACGCGGAGUUGCCCGUGCUCGGAAAGAAAACAGGGUAGAUAACGUGGCUGAAUCUAUUAUUGAGGAGUGUGGUGGCAAAGGGGCCGGUAGAGUACUCUGGAAGGGCAAGAUUGUGGGUGUCGAGAGGACACUUAGAGGGGGUUAUGUGUAUGGCGAAUGUUUCAUCGAAGGAGUUGAUGUGAGGCAGGAUAACGAUGGCCUACAGCAAGAUGGAACUAAUCCAGCCUUCUUUCAAGGCACCAUAAAGAUUCCCUUCAAAAACGAAAACAUUGCGGCUCUCAGGGUACGAGACGACGGGAAAGAAGAGCAGCAAGAAGAUGUUUUGGCCAUUGUGCCCGACUUAAUCACUGUCAUUGAUGCACAGAAUGGCGAAGCUAUCGGCACCCCUGAAUACAGAUACGGGCUGCUAGUGGUUGUAUUGGGGCUGGCUGCAAGCGAUAAAUGGACAGGGAGUCAAAGAGGGAUAGAGAUUGGCGGUCCUGCAGGAUUUGGGAUUGACCACUUGAAGUUCGCUCCUCUAGGGACAUUUGUCAAACCACAGAGUGUUAUUGAUGAAUAUGAUGUCAUCGCUUAA
Trichoderma gamsii is the source of this 3006-nucleotide messenger RNA. RefSeq lists its product as hypothetical. Bases 1 to 3006 code for a protein of 1001 amino acids. The record is from RefSeq and is a predicted model, not a curated record. Gene Ontology annotation, biological process: glutathione metabolic process. Gene Ontology annotation, molecular function: 5-oxoprolinase (ATP-hydrolyzing) activity. Gene Ontology annotation, cellular component: cytosol. Lineage: Eukaryota; Fungi; Ascomycota; Sordariomycetes; Hypocreales; Hypocreaceae. The transcript is spliced from 2 exons.